This is a messenger RNA of Dermatophagoides pteronyssinus (European house dust mite), 2555 nucleotides long. Its product is annotated as ribonucleoside-diphosphate reductase large subunit-like. Gene Ontology annotation, cellular component: ribonucleoside-diphosphate reductase complex. Gene Ontology annotation, biological process: deoxyribonucleotide biosynthetic process. Lineage: Eukaryota; Metazoa; Arthropoda; Arachnida; Sarcoptiformes; Pyroglyphidae. The record is from RefSeq and is a predicted model, not a curated record. Gene Ontology annotation, molecular function: ATP binding; ribonucleoside-diphosphate reductase activity, thioredoxin disulfide as acceptor.
UUUACCUGAACGUUUUUAAUACGAUUUUCUUCUUUUUCUCGAUUCUUACCAUUUCUUUUUUUUCGGUUAAUCGUUUACCAUAAGAAAUUAUCAACAAUGUUUGUUAUUAAACGUGAUGGUCGACAAGAAACAAUCAUGUUCGACAAAAUAACAUCAAGAAUUCGAAAACUUUGUUAUGGUUUGAAUAUGGAUUUUAUUGAUCCACCUAAAAUUACAAUGAAAGUAAUUAAUGGUCUUUAUUCCGGUAUGACAACCGUACAAUUGGAUGAAUUGGCUGCGGAAAUUGCUGCUACAAUGACAACAAAACAUGUUGAUUAUGCUGUACUUGCUGCACGUAUUUCCAUAUCAAAUUUACAAAAAGAAACAAAGAAAAAUUUUUCCGAUGUUAUACAUGAUUUGUAUACAAUGAAAAAUGAUAAAACCGGCCAAUCAAUGCCAUUAAUUGCCGAUGAUGUUUAUAAAAUUAUUAUGGAAAAUUCUGAACGAUUAAAUUCAGCAAUAAUUUAUGAUCGUGAUUAUCGUUUUAAUUAUUUUGGUUUCAAAACAUUGUAUCGUGCAUAUUUAUUGAAAAUUAAUGGUAAUGUUGUUGAACGACCACAACAUAUGUUGAUGCGUGUUGCUGUUGGUAUACAUAAAGAUGAUAUUGAUUCGGCAAUCGAAACUUAUAAUCUUAUGUCUGAAGGAUGGUUUACACAUGCAUCACCAACAUUAUUCAAUGCUGGUACACCACAUCCACAAAUGUCAUCCUGUUUCCUGUUAACAAUGUCCGAUGAUAGUAUUGAAGGAAUAUAUGAUACAUUAAAACGUUGUGCAAUUGUUUCAAAAUCUGCUGGUGGUAUUGGUUUAAAUGUACAUUGUAUUCGUUCACAAGGAUCAUAUAUUGCUGGUACUAAUGGUUUUUCAAAUGGACUCGUUCCAAUGUUACGUGUAUUUAAUAAUACAGCACGUUAUGUUGAUCAAGGUGGUGGAAAACGUCCAGGUGCAUUUGCUAUCUAUCUAGAACCAUGGCAUUCAGAUAUAUUUGCAUUUUUAGAUUUGAAAAAGAAUACUGGUUCGGAAGAAUUACGUGCACGUGAUCUAUUCUAUGCAUUAUGGAUACCGGAUUUAUUUAUGAAACGUGUUGAAAUGGAUGCAAUGUGGUCAUUAAUGUGUCCGAAUGAAUGUCCUGGUCUACAUGAUUGUUGGGGUGAAGAAUUUGAACAAUUAUAUGAAAAAUAUGAACGUGAAGGUCGUUAUAGGCAACAGGUAAAAGCACAUCAAUUAUGGUUUGCAAUAUUAGAUGCACAAAUUGAAACCGGUACUCCAUAUAUGUUAUACAAAGAUCAUUGUAAUCGUAAAUCAAAUCAACAAAAUCUUGGUACAAUUAAAUGUUCAAAUCUUUGUACAGAAAUUGUUGAAUAUUCAUCACCAGAUGAAGUGGCCGUAUGUAAUUUAGCAUCGAUUUCAUUACCACGUUUUGUUGAUCAAAAACUCGGUCAAUUUGAUUAUGAAAAACUUAAAAAAAUUGUUAAAGUAAUGACAAAAAAUUUAAACAAAAUUAUUGAUGGUAAUUAUUAUCCAUUACCGGAGACAAGACUUUCAAAUUUACGUCAUCGACCUAUUGGACUUGGUGUACAAGGUUUAGCCGAUGCAUUCAGUCUAUUACGUUAUCCAUAUGAAAGUUUGGAAGCAAAAAAAAUGAAUAUCCAAAUAUUUGAAACAAUUUAUUAUGGUGCAUUGGAAGCAAGUUGUGAAUUAGCAGAACAAUAUGGUCCAUAUGAAACUUAUCAAGGAUCACCAGUAUCAAAAGGUAUUCUACAAUAUGAUAUGUGGAAUCGUACACCAACCGAUCUUUGGAAUUGGUCUGAAUUGAAAGAAAAAAUUUCCAAAUAUGGUAUUCGAAAUAGUUUAUUGGUUGCACCAAUGCCAACAGCAUCAACCGCACAAAUUCUUGGUAAUAAUGAAUCAUUUGAACCAUAUACAUCAAAUAUCUAUACUAGACGUGUUAUGUCCGGUAGUUUUGAUAUUGUUAAUCAACAUUUACUUAAAGAUUUAAUUAAUUUGGGACUUUGGAAUGAUGAAUUGAAAAAUUCUAUUAUUGCUAAUCGUGGUUCAAUACAGGAUAUUGAUUCAAUACCGGAUGAUAUCAAAUCAUUAUAUAAAACAGUAUGGGAAAUACCACAAAAAUGUAUUAUCGAUAUGGCUAUUGAUCGUGGUGCAUUUAUCGAUCAAAGUCAAUCAUUAAAUGUACAUAUGGCUGAACCAUCUAAAGCAAAAAUUACAUCAAUGCAUUUUUAUGGUUGGCGUAAUGGAUUAAAAACAGGAAUGUAUUAUCUUCGAACAAAACCGGCAGCACAAGCCAUACAAUUUACUGUUGAUAAAUCAUUAUUAAAAUCUAAACAAAAUGAUAAUCAAGAUCAACAACAAUCAUCAUUGAAAACAAAACCAACACCAGAAGAAAUUUUACAAUGUUCAUUGGAAAAUCGUGAUGCUUGUCUUAUGUGUUCGGGUUAGAUGUUUCAUUAUGAAGAUGUUUUUUUUUCUUGAAAUUUUUCAUUACAAAAAUAAAAUGUGAA